Malaclemys terrapin pileata is the source of this 778-nucleotide messenger RNA. Its product is annotated as phospholipase A and acyltransferase 3-like. NCBI's taxonomy places the organism in Eukaryota, Metazoa, Chordata, Testudines, Emydidae. The record is from RefSeq and is a predicted model, not a curated record. Gene Ontology annotation, biological process: N-acylphosphatidylethanolamine metabolic process. Gene Ontology annotation, cellular component: cytoplasm. Gene Ontology annotation, molecular function: A2-type glycerophospholipase activity; glycerophospholipid phospholipase A1 activity.
AUGCUGCUGAUUACGCACCGCCCCAUUGACAUCAGUUCUCCACCUCCCAAGGAAACCAAAAGUGAAAUCACAGGGCAGAGAGGAGACGAGGCUAGAAGAAACUCACUUGGCCGUCGGGACGCUAUGGAGAUGCCCCCGCUGUUUGAGGAACCAAACCCUGGGGACCUGAUAGAGAUUUCUCGCUUUGGAUACCAGCACUGGGCCCUCUAUGUAGGAAAUGGUUACGUCAUCCACCUGGCCCCCCCCAGUGAGUAUGCAGGAGCUGGCUCCUCCAGCAUCAUGUCCGUGCUGACCGACCGAGCCGUGGUGAAGAAGGACCGUCUCUGGGACGUUGCUGGUGGUGACCGGUACCGAGUCAACAACAAGUAUGAUGGGAGGUGCUCGCCGCUGCCUGUCAGCAAGAUCCUCAUGGAGGCCGAGUCUCUGGUGGGCCAAGAGAUGCUGUACAGCGUCACCAGUGAGAACUGCGAGCACUUUGUCACCAAGCUGCGCUAUGGCCAGCCCAUGUGCGACCAGGUCAGGGACACCAUGCUGACUGUGGGGUUCGCAGGGCUGGGCCUGGCUACUCUGGGGAUCAUUGGAGCCAUGGUCACAAGGUCCAGGCGUCAGAACCAAUAGCACAGACUCCCCUGUGGGCCCAAGGCCUGGAGCCUCUGCAGCAGGGGCCCUCGGAGCGGGCUCCUCGUGGGGAGCAAGCUGGACUUGUCAGCAUCUUCCUGUCGUUUGUAUGUCAUCAGGUUUUCUGGACUAGACGUCUCAUUUAAAAUAAACUAAUCUA